Coregonus clupeaformis (lake whitefish) is the source of this 10733-nucleotide messenger RNA. RefSeq names its product immunoglobulin superfamily member 10-like. Lineage: Eukaryota; Metazoa; Chordata; Actinopteri; Salmoniformes; Salmonidae. The coding region runs from base 261 to 9140 and encodes 2959 amino acids. Gene Ontology annotation, cellular component: extracellular region. Gene Ontology annotation, molecular function: protein binding. The record is from RefSeq and is a predicted model, not a curated record. The transcript is spliced from 9 exons.
GGAACAAGACGUGCUGUGUGUGGAAUACCAAAUAUAGAUAUAUUAAUUUUUUCUCGGAUUGGAUAGGCUACUGGUUUUCAACUCUGUUAUUUUCAAUGGAUAAAGUUGUAGUCUAUUGAAACGCUUUCUAGAAUUUCUACCGUUGCCAAAUCGUCCUUUGGAUAAAAAUGAGCACUUGAUGGAAAUUGGACUAUAAGGAAAUGAAGAAUCUUGAUUUCUUCGAUUUGAAGGAUUGCGAGUGAGCGGCCCUCCUAUAGAAGAUGGUUCCCUGUGUGUGUGGUGUGUCCCUGGCUGUGGUGGUGGUGGUGUUGCUGACCCUGGUGUCUCCUGGUGGUGCCUGCCCUAUGCCCUGCUCUUGCUACCAGCCCACUGAACUACAUUGCACCUUCAGGUCUUUGGUCAAUAUACCACAGCCCCUACCGCAACACACACUGCACAUCAACCUGGGGUUCAACAGUAUCAGCAGGAUCCCAGACAGCUCAUUGGCCGGUCUGAGGAGGCUGGCGCUGCUGAUGCUUCAUGGGAAUGACAUCCAUGAGAUUCCUGACGGAGCGUUCCAAGAUCUGUCCUCCCUUCAGGUCCUGAAGCUGAGCUAUAACAAGCUGAGGGAGAUCUCAGCAAAUAGCUUCUCAGGCCUGUCCUCUCUACAGCGCCUCCACCUGGAUCACAACUGGCUGCAGUCCCUCCACCCCCAGGCCCUGCUCCGCCUCCCCAACCUCAGACUGAUCCGGCUGCAGGGGAACCGGCUCCACCAGCUGCAUCCUCAGACCUUCUGCACUCUGUCCCUGCUGAAGACAUUCUGCUACUCCACCCUCAGGCAUCUGGACGUGUCCAACAACAGUCUGACUAACCUGCCCAGAGACACACUGAGGACCGCCCCUCUUCUGGAGUCCCUAGCUCUGCAGGCCAACCCCUGGAUCUGCGACUGCAGCAUGGCUUGGCUGCAGGCCUGGAGCAUCUCUCACCUAAGGUUGUUGAAAUGUCCGGGGCCACAGUGCCUGGUCUGUGCCUCACCCAAUCACCUGAAGGGACGUGGCCUUUUGCAGCAGAAAGACUUAUCCUGCACCUCGCCUGUAAUCGCCACCAAUCCCAGAGCCUCAUCUCAGGAGGAUGGCGAAGUUCAAUCAAUAGAAACUUUUAGAGAGGCUUUAGGCCACGCCUCCCUGGGGAUGUCCGACCAACAGGGGAAUGCCGUUGAUCUGAAGUGUAACAUCACACACUCCUCACAGACUCCUGACAUUACCCCACCACACCUUUCCUCCUCCUUCACCCCCCUCUCCAUCACGCUCUCCCUCUCCCUGGACUGUGGGGUGGAUGGGCACCGCUAUGAAAGGCUGUGGAGGCUGAUGGCCUACUACAGUGAGACGCCUGUCAGGCUUCAGAGAGAAAUCAUGUUGAGUAAAGCCCCAAGACUUGCCUACAGGUACAGACAGAGAGCAGAGAGAGAGGGCUACUACCAUACAGGGGUCAGGGCCAGUCUCCAAGCCCAGCCUGCCUGGUUACUGCAGCCCCAUGUCAGUCUCCAGUUCAACAGAGCUCAGUCCAGCACCCACAGCGUUAAACUGACUCUGUCCACCCUGGUGUCUGCCCCCCCAGACCUCCCAUCCCCACACCCCUGGGUCCUCAUCCAGACCAACCACACCCACACAGCUUUUACAGCAGCCGCAGACAGCCAGAUCCACCUGCCCUGCCCUGUCCUUAGCUCUACUGCAGACCUAAGCUCUGGAGAUCCCAGGCUCCAAUGGGUGUUCCCAGAUGGUUCAACAGUCUCCUCCCCCUACCACAGCUCAGAUGGUAAGGUCCGUGUGUCUGGCCAAGGGCUGAUCCUGCAGAGAGUGGAUCACUCUGAUGCUGGACUGUACUACUGCGUGGCCCGGGCGGGAGGAAAUGUCGAUGUUCUCCCCCUUCGUCUGGUGGUAGUAGAAUCAUCCAACCCUCCCCCAGGGGAGGAGCUAGGCCCUGCUGUGACUGGAUUGGUUGGAGACCCUGUCAGUCUGCCGUGCGAGGCCUCUGGUUCACCGAGGGUUGAGGUGAACUGGGUUCUUCCUGACGGGGGAGUGGUAGGGAGUAGGAACAAGGGGAGAAGAAGGGGGGGGGCAGGGGUGACUGUCUUAGCCAAUGGUACCCUGUCUCUCCCCUUUCCUGGGCUGGGAGACGCAGGGCUAUACCGGUGUGUAGCGGUGAACCAGCACGGUGCUGACUCUCUCUCCACCAGACUGAUUCUAACCCCACGUCCUUCCGACACCUCAUCACGCAUGACAUAUCCCAUGAGGCCACAGUCUGUGGCGGGGGUGUCCAACAGGUUACCAGCCCCUCUAGGGGGAAAGGAGGUUGAAGAGGGGGUGUCAGGAAAUGACGAAGGGGAGGAGGAGAACAUACUUCCCACCAGGGCAGGUUACACCAGGAGGAGAGGUCCUAGACCCAAAUCCCCCCUGACACGGCGCCCCCCCGUUGGAUCCCACACAGUGAGGGUGGAGGGAGGCGGAUCCCCUCAGAGGGGCAGGAGGCCCCUGAGGAGAGGCUUCCCUGUGGAGCAGAGGAGGAACAGGCUGGAGGGCCGCCGGAGGUUUAACCUGGCCAAACACAAGAUAGACCCUCAGAAAUGGGCCGACCUGCUGGCUAAGAUACGUGAAAGGACUGCCCCUAAAAUCACAGACUCCCUGUAUGUACCAUCCCCAACUAGAGCACUUACUACGACCUCAGCCCCAACUAGAGCAAAGACAACCACCUCAACCCCAACUGAAGCAAAGACAACCACCUCAACCCCAACUGAAGCAAAGGCAACCACAUCAACCCCAACUGAAGCAAAGACAACCACCCUAACCCCAACUGAAGCAAAGACAACCACCUCAACUCCAACUGAAGCAAAGACAACCACCUCAACCCCAACUGAAGCAAAGACAAUCACCUCAACCCCAACUGAAGCAAAGACAACCACCUCAACCCCAACUGAAGCAAAGACAACCACAUCAACCCCAACUAGAGCACAGUCAACCAGAAUACAGACAGAUAACAGACAGACAGAAAGCAAUGAGACAACCAGAAUGCAGACAACCAGAACAAAGCCAGGCAGCACACAACCAAAGACCACACAACCAAAUACCACACAACCAACUACCACACUACCAAAGAUCACACCAGAGGUUACAGUGGGAAGAAAAUCCCCUCAACGUACUGUAUUGGAGUCAGAGGCUGAUACCACAGAGGGUUUUUCCAUAGAUGUCCCCAGUCUACAGGAAGAGGGGUUGAACACUGUCCACACAUCACUGAUCCCAGACCUGCUAACAAAGGAUAGAGUGGCCCCAGAGGCAACAAACACUGCAGAUCAGACCAAUAACUUCUCCCAGAUCCCUCAGUCAAACACAGACACAAAUACAGGGACAGGAACAGAGACAGAGAGUUCUCCUAAAAGCACAAAGCCAACCUCCAGCAUCAAUGACAUUAGCACAGAGAGGAGACAGAGCGUUGCUCCUGUAAGGACCACAGGUGAGAGGGGGAGGUAUGGAACAACAAACUCUGGACAUGUAACGUUCUCCAACUCUGUCCCGUCACAAUCCAGAAUCCCCUGGAAUUCCAGGAGCAGGCCCGGCCAGAGGAGACGCAUCAACAGACCCAGAGGACGACCCACUGCCCGCCAGAAUACCCCAGGUCCAACCUCCCCUCACCAGAAUACUCCAGGUCCAACCUCCCCUCGCCAGAAUACCCCUGGUUCAACCUCCCCUCGCCAGAAUACCGCAGGUCCAACCUCCCCUCGCCAGAAUACCCCAGGUCCAACCUCCCCUUGCCAGAAUACCGCAGGUCCAACCUCCCCUCGCCAGAAUACCCCAGGUCCAACCUCCCCUCGCCAGAAUAUCCCAGGUCCAACCUCCCCUCGCCAGAAUACCCCAGGUCCAACCUCCCCUCGACAGAAUAUCCCAGGUCCAACCUCCCCUCGCCAGAAUACCCCAAGUCCAACCUCCCCUCGCCAGAAUACACCCAGAGCAACACUUACAGACCCCAGGGAACUGCCAGCAGCUGCUACAACCACUACUAUAACCACUACUAUAACCACUACUAUAACUGCUGCUCCAUCCUCUACUAGGAUCACUGCUCCAUCAAGCACAUUCGUCUCCCCCCCUGCCUCCUUUCCUGCCUCUCCCCCCCAGACACACACAGACAGGGUGACUCACUCAGCAAACACUGCUGCUCGUCUCCCUGACAGGUCCCAAACGACUAGCACACACACACAGAUUCGCACACACGCUCGCACACACACUGGCAAACAUACACCCACAGUCACAACAACUAGUACACACACAGGCAAACAUAAACCCACAGUCACACACAGCGACACAGACAAACAGAGUUAUGCUGAAACAGAGGGUCAGGUCUGGGCUACUUCAAAAGAGCAGGAUCCAUCUGUCUUCAACCAACACAACCCAGAGGAUAUCAAAGCAACUCCCCCUCAGUCUGGAACCACACCAGGCAGAACAACAUCUACUGGCACUGAGAAAGAACCCAGUGAGAUAGAACCCCUUUACCCAGCUACUGAUGAAGAACCCAAUGAGGAAGAACCACCAGCAACUGAUGAAGAACCCAGUGAAAUAGAACCACCAGCAACUGAUGAAGAACCCAGUGAGAUAGAACCACCAGCAACAGAUGAAGAACCCAGUGAGAUAGAACCACCAGCAACGGAUGAAGAACCCAGUGAGAUAGAACCACCAGCCACUGAUGAAGAACCCAAUGAGAUUGAACCACCAGCCACUGAUGAAGAACACAAUGAGGUAGAAUCACCAGCAACUGAUGAAGAACACAGAGAGGUAGAACCAUCAGCUAUUGAUGAAGAACCCAGUGAGAUAGAACCACCCUACCCAAUCACUGAUGAUGAACCCAGUGAGAUGGAACCAGUUUAUCUAGCACCUGAUGAACCAGAGGAGAGACAGCCAGAGUCAGAAAAAAACAACUCUCUUUCAUCUACAACACAACUACUGUCCCCAAACACAACUGAAACAGCAGCUACCACUGCUUCAGCCAUCACCUCCUCUACAGUCAUGACCUCCAUUAGAAGAACUACCACUAUAACUAUUCCUACAACUACUACAACCACUAUUCCCACAACUACUACCGCUAUUCCUACAACUACAACUACUAUUACUUCAACCACUAUUCCCACAACUACUACCACAACUUCUACCACUAUUCCCACAACUACUAUCACUAUUCCCACAACUACUACCACUAUUCCCACAACUUCUACCACUAUUCCCACAACUUCUACCACUAUUCCCACAACUACUAUCACUAUUCCCACAACUACUAUCACUAUUCCCACAACUACUACCACUAUUCCCACAACUACUACUACUAUUCCUACAACUACUAUUCCCACUACUACUACUACUACUACCACUCCUACUACUACAACAGUCUGGAGGAAUCCAGGGGUAAACGGCAUCCCAGACUCACAUGGCAGUCGCUACCGCCCCCCACCUUACCCCACCUACCCACAACACCUUAUCACUAGGCCUGACCCAGUCAGAACUCCACCCCCUAUAAAACACGCACCCUCUCUCCCACACCCGGUCAACCCCAAACUCCUUCUCCCAGACAUUUUAGAGACCCCUUCCUCUGCAGUCCCCACCACAAGUGCUCCCUCGAGCCCCCCCAAGACCUCCCCACCCACCACAGACCCUCAGGCCGGGCUCAACACUGGCUCUACUCCUCCUCAUUCCCCACCCCUCUCUCCAGACCGUAGUGUGACUGCCCAACGCUCCCCUCAGACCACUGUCCUGCGUGUCAGGCCCCGUAUCACUCCCCCCCAUGUGCGCCCCAUGUCUGUCCCAGCUGAGAGUGACGCCCUCCUGCCAUGCGAGGCCAUUGGACAGCCUCCUCCAACAAUCACCUGGAUCAAGGUCUCCACAGGAGCUGUGAUGUCACUGGACUCCAAGGCAGAGCGUUUCCAGGUCCUACCCAACGGAACCUUUCUCAUCCAGAGCGUGCAGGUCCAGGACCGGGGGACAUAUAUCUGCAGCGCACAGAACUCUGUGGGCCUUGACCGCGCCAUGGUGACCCUGGAGGUCUGGUCCCGCCCACCACGCAUUCAGCUACCCACUCACAGAGAGGCCACAGUGCACCAGGGGGGCGAGGUGAGGUUGGAGUGUCGUGCUCAGGGGGUGCCUGUCCCUCUGCUGUCCUGGGUACUACCUGACCGCUCCGUUCUGACCCCCAACCUUAACUCAAACCCUGCCCAUGGCCCUCACCCCCGGGUGUCUAUAUUCCCUAAUGGUACUCUGCGUAUCGUGGCUGUCGGCCCAGCAGACAGAGGACUGUAUCGCUGUGUAGCCUCCAACCCAGCAGGGGCAAGCAGUCUGUCAGUCCGACUCCAUGUCUCAUCCCUGCCUCCAGCCAUCCAGCAGCCCAGAGAGGAGAGGGUAACCCAGCCCGCUGGCAUGCCUGUCUACGCCCACUGCUCUGCCCGGGGAGCCCCCGCUCCCUCCAUCCGCUGGAGGACCCCUGACGGCACCCUGCUGCUCCCCUCUCAAUUCCUCAACGGGAACCUGUUUGUCCUCCCCAACGCCACCUUGCUGAUACGCAAGCUUGCCACUAAGGACUCUGGGAGCUACGAGUGCCUGGCGACUAAUGCAGUGGGUGGGGAUAAGAGGACGGUGAGGGUGGAGGUGACUGGAGAUGAACGAGGAGGAGUUGUCUCCACAGAUAAAACUACAUCCUCCUCUUCCAUUAACAGUAACUCUGACCUGACCCCCUCCUCAGCCAUUCUUAACCCUCCUCUCCGGUCCUCCUCCCCCCUCAGUAAGGCUAAGAUCCUCUCCACCUCUCCAUCCAGUUCUAUAGUCGUAUAUGGUGAAACUCUGCUCCUUCACUGUUCAGCAACCGGCAACCCAGAGCCUAGAGUAGUCUGGAGGACACCUGGCAAGAAACUAGUGGAUGCCCACUACAGUUUUGACAAGAGGAUGAAGGUACACAGUAAUGGAACCCUGUAUAUCCAGUCGGUGACAGAGAAAGAUGGGGGGGACUAUUUAUGUGUCGCACGAAAUAAAAUGGCUGAUGACUACCGCCUCCUCCGUGUCACUGUGGUCACAAAGCCCACGAAGGCCGCUAAGAUUGAGCCAAAGCAGCCGUUCAAUCAGAAGGUGGUGUCGUAUGGAGCAGCUUUAAAGGUAGACUGUCUGGCGACCGGGCAGCCCGACCCCGCAGUGAGAUGGAGCCUACCGGACGGAACCUCAGUGAACAGCAUACUGUUGCAAGGGGACGAGAGAGGGGGACGGAGGAGGCGGCUGGUGGUGUUUGACAACGGGACUCUGUUCCUCCCCUCAGUGGGGAUGGGGGAGGAGGGGGAGUACGUCUGCCACGCUGAGAACCAGGUGGGGAGAGACUCCAUGAGGGUGAUGAUCAAAGUCCUCGCCUCACCCCCUUCCUUCCCUAGAACCAGAUAUGAGGUCAUCAAGGUGCAACAAGGGGGUGUGGUGGCUCUGAACUGUGGGGCCAAAGGAGAGCCCAUCCCUACAGUCACAUGGUUCUCUCCAAUCAAUCGUGUCAUCCCUGUGGGGGGGUCCGGUCCAGUUGUAGUGCGGCCAGAUGGCUCCUUGGUGAUCCAGGGGGCUAGAGGGGCUGACGGAGGAAACUACACCUGCCGAGCCAGCAACACUACUGGGGAGAGGAGCAGGGUGAUGGGGGUGGAGGUGAUGGUGACCCCAUCCAGCUUCACUCUUAAUGGGACUAGGGGUGGACUCGAUGGGACAGACAGACAGACAGCUGUUGUUAGUGGUAGUGGACUCAGUGCUGGGAUCACCAUCAGUCAGUUUGCAGGGAGGGUUCAGUCAGUCAGUAUUGGUAAUGGUGUCAGUAGUAGUAAUGGUGUCAUUAAUAAUGAAGUCAGUCAUAAUGGAGUUAGCAAUGUAGGGGACCAGAGGGUCUCAGCAGUAAGAGGCCAGACAGUUAUUUUGCCCUGUCCAUCCCAGGGCUUCCCUCCACCCCGCCCGGCCUGGUUGCUGCCUGGUAACGGGGUUCUCCCGGCGCCUUACUACGGCAGCAGACUCACCGUGCACCGCAACGGAACCCUGGAGCUGCGGGGGGUGAGGGCAAGCGAUGCUGGCAUGCUGGUGUGUGUCGCUCGCGGUGAGAGGGGCGAGGCUCGGAUCAUGGUAAAUCUGGAGGUCAUAGACACACCGGACACACCUCGCUCCAGAGGCCCAGUGACCACAGAGAAACCUCGCCCAGUAGGCCCAGUCAGCACAGAGAAACCUCGCCCAUUAGGCCCAGUUAGCACAGAGAAACCUAGCUCAGGAGUCACAGUUACAGAGGAGACAUCUCGACCCAGAGGUCCAGUAACCACAGAGAAAUCUCGCCAGGAGACACCUCACCCGAGAGGCCCAGUCACUACUGAGAAACCUCACUUGGGAGGCCGAGUCAGCACAAAGAAACCUCGCCCAGUAGGCGGGGAUAAGAGGACAGUACCAGGAGUCCCAUUCCGAGGGGACACACCUCGCCCAAGAGGCCCAGUGCCAGAGGCAGCGAGGAGUGUCAUCCUGGAGAGGAAGCCUGUGGUCGUCAGCAGAUCAGCUUCUCUGGUCAGCAUCAUAAGCGGAGAGAAUCUACGGCUACCCUGCCCCCAGACAGACAGCCCCAGUCAGAGUUCCAGCCAGACUCAGCCUUUGACCUGGACGUUGCCCAGCGGGGUGGUCGUGUCUCGGGGCCAGACGGCAGGGACGGGUCAGUACUCAGUCCUGGAUGACGGGACUCUGACGGUGCAGCAGGCGUCUGUGUUCGACAGGGGGACCUACUCCUGUCGAUCCACCAAUCAGAACAUGUUGUCUAUCCUGACAGUUCCAGUGAUUGUCAUCGCCUACCCCCCCCGCAUCACCAACGGCCCCCCUCCCCUCACCUACACCCGGCCCGGAGUUGCUGUGCAGCUCACCUGCUACGUCAUAGCAACCCCCCGAGCGACCAUCACCUGGGAAAUGCCGGACCAAUCCCAGCUAAGGGUCACAGGUCAGGCCCGUCUCUAUGGCAACCGGUACCUGAGCCCCCAGGGUUCCCUAGUAAUCCAGAACCCGACCAGCAGAGACACUGGGUUCUACCGCUGUACUGCACGGAACGUCAUUGGAACCGACACCAAGGCCACUUAUCUACAUGUGAUCUAACAGAACACACACAGUGAGACCUGGUCCUGCUUAUCCUCGUGUCUGGAGGAGACACACACACACACACACACACACACACACACACACACACGCACACACACGCACACACACGCACACACACACUUUUUGCCCUACGAAACUGCAAAGUUGAGUACAGAAAAUACUGUUCAACCAAAGACUGAUAAAAUAUUGUAAAUAGAGAAUAUAAAACCAAAUGCAUCUUACAGCCAUAGUGUGUUAUGCAUCUAACAGCCAUAGUGUGUUAUGCAUCUUACAGCCAUAGUGUGUUAUGCAUCUUACAGCCAUAGUGUGUUAAGCAUCUAACAUCCAGAGUGUGUUAUGCAUCUAACAUCCAGAGUGUGUUAUGCAUCUUACAGCCAGAGUGUGUUAUGCAUCUAACAUCCAGAGUGUGUUAUGCAUCUUACAGCCAGAGUGUGUUAUGCAUCUAACAUCCAUAGUGUGUUAUGCAUCUUACAGCCAGAGUGUGUUAUGCAUCUAACAUCCAUAGUGUGUUAUGCAUCUAACAUCCAGAGUGUGUUAUGCAUCUUACAGCCAGAGUGUGUUAUGCAUCUAACAUCCAGAGUGUGUUAUGAAUCUUACAGCCAUAGUGUGUAAUGCAUCUUAAAGCCAUAGUGUGUUAUGCAUCUAACAUCCAGAGUGUGUUAUGCAUCUUACAGCCAGAGGGUGUUAUUUAUCUUACAGCCAGAGUGUGUUAUGCAUCUUACAGCCAGAGUGUGGUAUGCAUCUUACAGCAAUAGUGGAGUUGUAAAAGCAAUGAGCAGCUCUGAGAAGCAACGUCAUCAUUCAGCAACAAUAAAUAUUGUCAACAUCACAGACUAUAUCAGGGAGUAAAAACAUCAGCUGUUGCAAUACACAUCAUGCAAGACAACAUAUUCAGCUCUGUAUUACAACCUUUAUGAACUUUUACCUCCAUAAUAUCUAAAGUGGCCUUAUGAGUCCCGUGUAUAGUUGUGUAUUUAUGAGCAGAACAAAUGUUUGAUGGUAGUCACAGAACUCCUCCAAUGAUAGUUCUGUGGAGCCACAGGAGGCUGCAGCACUCUGUGUCUGCAGCUCUCUGUGUCUGCAGCACUCUGUGUCUGCAGCUCUCUGUGUCUGCAGCGCUCUGUGUCUGCAGCGCUCUGUGUCUGCAGCUCUCCAACCCUGCAGGCUCGAUCACUCUUCCAGCCAUUUAGGCUGUAGGCUACAUACAUCCCAGAUCUGUCAAAUAAACACAACAGUUACCAAGUCUUUGAAGAUGGUAUUUGUAGUAAUUACAUAUUUUUAUAUACAGUAGAAUAGAUGUCUGUAUGGCUCCAGUGUCUGAUCAAGCAUGUAAAAUCUGAUAUCAUCAUGUUUUAAUUUCGUUUAAAUUAUUUGUCUUGUAAAGACUGUGAUGUAAAGUUGUUAUUUUGUGCCUCUUGUCAUAAAGAUGAUAACAAUUAUGCUUUUUUCCCCAACUGCUACAUUUUAUAAAUAAAAGAUAAAACAAAUUCAGUCUGCUCAUCAAAGCAUGGUCUUUUAGGUGUGUAGGUGUGUGUCCUGGGACAGAACCAGUGGGUUUGUUUGGGAACAUCAGGCUUUGUAUCCCAUGAG